Paramacrobiotus metropolitanus is the source of this 2965-nucleotide messenger RNA. RefSeq lists its product as uncharacterized. The transcript has 7 exons. The record is from RefSeq and is a predicted model, not a curated record. Gene Ontology annotation, molecular function: protein binding. Bases 1336 to 2580 code for a protein of 414 amino acids. NCBI's taxonomy places the organism in Eukaryota, Metazoa, Tardigrada, Eutardigrada, Parachela, Macrobiotidae.
UUUGCCUCCAACUAGGUAAAUUGGAGCAGUUUGUUUUUUGUUUCGAAAGACUUUUGCUUCUUUUUUGGGAUUUUUCUUUUUUGUUUUUGCGACUUUUGCUUUUGAGGAUAAUUCUUGUCGGUCGACCGAUCAUGUCCUUGCACAGAAACUAUGCCUUUCAUUACUGAUUAAUUAUCAAGGUUCUGCAGAAAAGCUUUGAUGCUCUAUAACGGCGACACAUGGAUCAAAAUCGCUUUUUAGGUUAUGUGGCGAGGCGAUCAAUGUCGGUCGACCGACAAAGCUUUUGCUUUAGAUGCAAUAUCUUGCGUUGUUAUUUGCAAUGAACCAGAAUUGCGACGGCGUCGGGACUGUUGGCAAUUAACAUGGGCGGAGUAAUUCGUAGUGUAGAAUCUUGGAAUUUGGCUGGUUUAUUUUUUUUAUUUUUCUGGAAUUGUUUCUUGCUGAGCGAGAUAUUGUUUACAUGUCGGUCGACCGACAAAGCUUUUAUUCUUCUUGUAUUACGUUUGCUUCUGUUUAACGUUUUGGCUAAACAGUUGCGAAGACGCGGAUACGAGUUUCGAAUAAAUUUUGUAACUUCGAUACGUUUUCGUAUUGAUAUAAAUCAUUACAUAAGAUCUGCUGCCAAAAUCAUGCCGUCGGCACAUUUUAUGAUAAACGGCUUAACAUUUGAGAUGCCAAGGGUUAUCUACAGUCUGUAUUUCCGGAGCAGCUCACAUUUUUCGCUCCUCUUGGGCGGGAUCCAGUUACUGGAGGAGCUUCGCGGGAAGGCUGAUAAUUUGGGAACGUCCGCUAUUCGGCCGUUUCUGAUGCAGAACCAGAGUGUUCCGACGUCUGAUCAGCACAAGUCUGCCGAAACUUAUCGGCGACAGUCAAAUCCCAUAGAAACUGUUUGUCGUUCUGACAAGCAUAACGGCUAACCCACGUCAGUCCCGGUUAGAACUUGGAUGGAUGGCCGCCCUUAGGAUUACCAAGGGUUCUGCGUUGUAGAUCAUUAGAUCAUCUUUUGCCUUUUCUGGAUGCAUUUUCUUCUGUUUAUGUGUGGACCAGUCAAUGCUCUCAGCCGGAUGCGCACUCUAGCUCAUAAUUUUUUUGCGGAAGUGUUACCGGUGCAACGAAAACAUGCUGUACGCGGAUGUUUAACGUGACUGAAUGGUGCGGCACAACAUUCAUCACCGGACUGAUCCGCCGUAAAACACUCCACAGCAUCUGUACGUACAGUAAAAACGAAAACGGUUUUCACCGCUGGAUCGGUCAACUGCAAACUGUGCACAUCGCUGAGGCAUAAACAACGGAUCACCCCAUGCCAGCAGCUAACCUUUCUUCCGCUCUCCAAAAAUGAAGGACCAGACGACUACUAGUCGAAGCCUGUGGUUUGUGGCAGUAAUAAUGUUGAUCAUUCCGGUGGUUGCUUCGAUGCCCUUUAUGAACGGGAUGCCACCAGGUUUUGUUCUGUACAAAUCAGCUUCCACCUGGGGCCACUGCAAUAAUCUGGUGAUGAGUGCUUGCAGCGCCCAAUGGGAUUAUUGUUCGUGUAACCGGCCGGUUUUCAACGUCACCACAAUACCGUCCAACGUCACUGAACUGUGGCUGGGCGACAUCGACCAUCGAGGCCGGUGGGACCGCGCCAAAUGCCCGCCGAGUUGUCUGCUGGACACCUCCGCACCAUUACCGUAUCGCCGGAAUCUGACCGCGAUCGCGUUGUACGAUUUUUGGGUGGUCCCCGCUGAUGGCCCGUUUCCGGUGGGCCGCUUCCUCAAGAACUUCAAAACCACCGUGACGAAACUGACUCUCCAUACGAUCCACCUGCCGUCUAUAACACGGGAUACGUUUGCGGGAUUCGCUGCGCUGGAGACACUGCGGUUGGCUAACAACCGGAUAGUAACGAUUACUGUGGACGCUUUUGCGUCGCUUCGUGCUCCGGACAAAAUACCAGGCAUUUUAUCCACCCCACGACUCCACUUCAUCAUGUUGGAGGAUAAUAACCUGACAGCGGUGGACUGGACGAUAUUCGAACCGCUGGCUGCUAGCCUUAAAACAAUUGCACUAAGCGGAAACAACAUUCAGAGCAUCUAUUUUAGCCAUUUCUUCACGCUCCCUGGAAUCGAGUAUGUGAGCUUGCCGGGAAACAGCCUGACCGGCAUCACUGACCAGCUCUUGCGCAGUGUUGCUCCGUACGAUCUCCGUCCGUUUUUGAAUAUUCAGUUCAAUCCGAUGUGCCCAGUCGAUGUACAGUGCCGCUGCUCAUCUAUGGCUAAUCUGUGGGACUGGUAUGGAAAGUCGCCCCGUCUGUACAGGCGGUUACUCCCGCCUGGAUCCACGGAUUGCCUCAACUACCCGCAAGCAGACUACUUCACUUGCGGAAACUACAGUGUUCUUGAAUAUGAACCUGCCUCAUCCAGAUUUCAGAAUGUGCUAGAGGCGACCAGCGGCAAAUCUUAUCAACGAUGCGAGGCUAUGGAUUUCGCUAAUAUCGCACGCGGAGCCAAAUCUAAAGCCCGGAAUCCUUUCGGUCAGCUGUUUCCGCCAACGCUUGGAGAUUAUUUCUUGAAAAUGGCCGCGGCUUUAGAAAAAACGUCAUGAGCUUAAAUCAAAUCAAAUUAUGAACUCGCUAUGCACACACUGCCUGUACUUGCGUACGUACGUAUGUCUUGUCUGUUCUAUACUGUAGUACAUGUACUACCAGUACCCACCGCUCUUAUCGUCUCCUUCAUCCAGCUCUUCUUAAGAAACAGCUCUUCUUAAGAAACAUUGUACGAGUAUGUUUGUCGAGCUGCAGAAUACUAUGAUACAUCUAUUCAAUACGGUUAGUGUCGGUGUGGCAAACAUGUUAGAUAUGGCCCAUUUCGUACCACUCUAGAAAACCGACCACAUGUUUUUGUUACCGUAUUCCAAGCAAUCCUAAGUAUUGAAUAUAAAUUUUAUUGGCAAAACGAUACAGUCACAAGUUUCCUAUAAAAGUGAAAGA